AAUUACAUUACAAGAUAUUACUGUCAACUGGAUGCAAUUACGUGUACAAAAAUGAAGUUUUCUGAAGGUGAUACUGUACUUGCCAAAUACCCAUCUACAGAUGAGUAUCAGAAAGGUAAAAUAUUAAGUGUCAGAGGUAAUUGGUGUAAAGUGCAAUUUGAAGCUGGUGUUGAAUAUAUUGUUCAUUCAACAGACAUUAAGGUAAGCAGACCAUCACGAAGUACAGUAAGAUCAAAUAGUAGAGGAAGGAAAAGUCCUGCUCGAAGUUCACCAAGCAGGAGGUCUCCAAAUAAACGUUCACCAGGAAGAUCUCCAUCUGCGAAAAGAAGCUCAAGGGGCAGAGAUGCAAGAAUUACUCUGCCAAGAAUAGAUAUAUCUUCUGACAUAUUUAGCGAUAACAAUGUCAUUAGCACAAAAAGUACAAAUGAUGAGAAUUUUAUUGAGUCAAUGCCUCUCCAAUCCCGAUUGAAAGAACUGGGAACAGUUACACGUAGAUCAACAAGAUUACUCUCUGGUAUGCUAAAACCUGAAUCAGACUAUAAAAUGGAAAUGUUGACCAGAAGUAUUAACAGAGCUGUCUCACUUCCAUUAGAAAGGAAGAGUCAGUUGCAUGAUCUUAACAUUGAUGGGAAGGAGAGAGGUUUAUCAGUACAAAGAGAUCAAGAUCUACUAAAACCAAUAAAUUAUGAGAAAGAAGUAGAACCAGAUUCACGAGUAACAGAAAAACGUAAGAUAGAAAUAAACAUUGUUAGCGAACCACAAGAAUGGGGAGGAUGGUUUGGUGCUUCGAUUCUUAUAUUAUUGACACCUGUGCUUGUAAUAUUGCCACAAUUGAUGUGUACGCAACAACAGUGCAAAUUUGGGUAUUCUAAGAUACCAAAGGACAUAAAUUCUUAUGUAAACUUAACAACUUUUACAACAUACCUCGGAUUCUUUUUGUUUAUAACUAUGAUUUCAAUUGCUCCAAUUGGAAAGAAGGUUGAUGGGCCUCAGAGUAGAAUUGGAAGACUGCAAUACCGUGUAAAUGGAUUUUUGUGCGCUAUUUUAUCAUUAAUUGUAUUUAUCGUGUGUGUAUAUAAUGAAUUCAAUAUCACAGAUCUAAUUAUAGAGAAUUUUGUACAAUUUUCAAUCAGCGGUUGGCUUCUCGGAGUAAUUUUAUCGGUAUUGUUGUUCAUCAAAGGAAGCAAAGCUCCCGUAGCGAAUCUCAAUAUGCAUGGUUCUACCAACAGUCGGAUCUAUAACUUUUGGCAAGGAAAAGAGACAAAUCCGCGAAUCGGUGCAUUAGAUGUUAAAAUUAACAUUUUUCGUUCAGCUAUGAUAGCUAUGAUGCUUAUAAACUUGACCAUUGUAAUUAAAGCAAUCGAAGAAGCAGAAAGUUACAGUGUAGAGCACAUCAACAUAAGUGUUCUACUGACCGCUUCAUUACAGAUAAUCUACGCAGUUGAUGCAUUAUUCUUUGAGCCUACAGUAUUCACGUCUUUUGAAGUAAUGUAUGAGGGUACUGGAUACAUGUUGUGUACUGGUUACAUGAUAUAUCCAUUUUUACCAACUCUUACAACAAAAUAUGUACUGUAUAAUAAAGUAAAGUUUAGCUACUUGUUCGUCUUUCCUGUACUAUUCUUUUUUGUUGGCUACUUGUUGUACAGGGUUAGUAAUUCGCAGAAAAAUGAAUUCAGGAAAAACCCUCUGUCUCCGGCAUUGGCGCAUUUAGAAACUAUUCCAACUAUACGUGGCAAGAAACUAAUAGUGUCUGGAUUAUGGGGUCAUGUGAGGCACCCAAAUUACUUGGGUGAUAUAAUAAUGUGGUGGUCGAUAUCAUGUAUAAGUUUGUCAUUUGAUAUUCUACCUUACUAUUAUGCAAUCAUGUGCACAGGAUUACUGUUACACAGAGCAAUAAGGGAUAAUGAACGUUGCAGACUCCGCUACGGAUUAGCUUGGGAACAGUAUAUGUCACGUGUAAAGUAUAUGAUUUUAUAUCGUAUAUUUUAG
Molecule: messenger RNA, 1989 nt
Organism: Dufourea novaeangliae
Lineage: Eukaryota; Metazoa; Arthropoda; Insecta; Hymenoptera; Halictidae
Gene: LBR
Product: delta(14)-sterol reductase
Exons: 9
Coding region: 52-1989 (645 amino acids)
Biological process (GO): sterol biosynthetic process
Cellular component (GO): endoplasmic reticulum membrane; nuclear inner membrane
Molecular function (GO): oxidoreductase activity, acting on the CH-CH group of donors, NAD or NADP as acceptor
Source: RefSeq, a predicted model, not a curated record